This is a messenger RNA of Hibiscus syriacus, 882 nucleotides long. RefSeq lists its product as uncharacterized. The record is from RefSeq and is a predicted model, not a curated record. NCBI's taxonomy places the organism in Eukaryota, Viridiplantae, Streptophyta, Magnoliopsida, Malvales, Malvaceae. Gene Ontology annotation, biological process: root development; shoot system development. The transcript has a single exon. Bases 1 to 882 code for a protein of 293 amino acids.
AUGGCUUCCUCUCAUUUGAAUGUCCAGCCUUCUUUCCAUGCUCGUUCUAACAGCUUGCCUUCAAGGCAGCACCCCAUCACUUCACAAAUUGAUGAAAAUCUGAACCGACUGAGGGCGUCUCAGUCGGCCUCCACAUCGUCAUCGAUAGGACAUCAACUCAACUGUCUUCAAGAUUUGUAUGACUCUGUUGAUAUGUUGCUUCAAUUGUCCCUUGCUCAACAAGCUCUAGCUCAAGAGCAGCAAAGGAAAUUGGUCGAACAACUUUUGGAUGGAUCUCUCGUUCUCCUGGAUGUAUGCAGAACCGCUAAAGAUGCCUUGUCGCAAACAAAGGAAUGCACACAAGAACUUCAAUCAAUUUUGCGCCGAAGAUGGAGUGUCGAAGGGUUUGUUAAUGAGGUUAGGAAAUACUUAACCUCUAGGAAGGCAGUGAGAAAGGCAAUCUGCAAAGCCUUGAAGAACUUGAAGCAUAUGGAGAAUAAACUUAGCAGCUCUUCCUUCAGCAAAGAUGGUGAGAGAGGAGCCGUGAUUAACACCUUAAAACAAGUAGAAGCAGUAACUGUUAGCGUGCUAGAGUCCUUGUUGUCCUUUAUUUCAGGGCCAGGGACUGAAUCGAAAUUGAGCCGAUGGUCACUAGUUUCAAAGUUCAUGCACCAGAAAAGAGUCAUGUGCGAGGAAAAAGAGCAACAGGCAAAUGAAAUUGUGAAGGCUGAAGCUACAUUGUGUUCCUUUAUUAAAUCUGGAAAUAUGAAGCAUGUUGAGAAUGCGCAAAAUGAGCUCCAAAACUCAGAGAUGUGCAUCCAAGAUCUCGAUCAUGGUCUUGAAAGUUUCUUCAGGAGGUUGAUCAAAGCUAGAGUCACUGUUCUAAACAUCCUCAGCUGUUGA